ACAAGGGGCCAUACUUUUUUUGUAGGGGAGUCGGCCGCUCUUUUCUCCAUUGCUGUCAUUAUAGUUAGAAGGAGCAAAGAUUGCUCGCGGUCUCCUCCCCUUAGCGGCUAGCUAAGGGCUACCGCAUUCACAUGUUCUCUUGUGGCGUGCCACCUGUUGACAACUCGAAACUGAACCCUCCUUAGGCAAGGUGAAAACUUGUUGGGUAUUUCACUAAUCCAGAUUAUGCAUCUACAACUUUUGCUUCUGUGAAAUGCAGCAGUCAUUAGAAUUGAAAUUCAAUAUGGCCGUCCUCCUCAAUAAGGCAGGAACAAACUUAUUGUGCAUACUUUCAUUCAUGCACCUGUAAGUUUCGAUUAAAGAGAGGGAGUCAUGAGAACUGAAAUAUGACUACCCAUGUCAUCGUCUUUUUCUACCUGAGGCUUCUCUAGUGGCGAAAGGAAAGCAGGAAGGUAGUGAUGCGUCCAUGCAGGAUCGAACUACAGACCUUCAGUUUACAAGACUGACGCUCUACCACUGAGCUAUGGAGGCUUUAUAGUUUUUAAACGGCCCUCCAGCUUACAAAGGAUUUCACACGUUUUCACUCGGGUGGGUUUAGAUAUAAGGUCCAAUCAACCCGGAUUCCGUAUUCCCCGUCUGGUUCCUGGUGGGUUUGGAUCUACGGUCCAAUCACACCAGGCAUUUUCCCUCUCUCUCGAUCACACUCGCAGUCUGAGCGGAAAGGGGAGUCGUCGUCGAAUCAAUGUCGUCAUCGUCGUCGUGGAAGGAGAAGGCGAUGGCCGUCCCUAACCUGCAAUCUCUAACCCUAGACCAGCUCAAGAUGGUCAAGGAGCAGGCGGACGUCGAGCUUUCCCUCCUCCAAGACUCCCUCACCAACAUCAGAACCGCUGCCUCCCGUCUCGAGUCUGCCGCCAACGCCCUCCGGGAUCUCUCGCUUCACCCUCCUGGGAAGAAGCUGCUGGUUCCUCUCACGGCGUCUCUGUACGUUCCGGGAACGCUUGACGAUGCUGAUAGAGUCCUUGUCGAUGUCGGUACUGGAUACUUCAUCGAGAAAACAAUGGCUGAGGGGAAAGAUUAUUGCGAUCGCAAGAUCAACAUGCUGCGGGUUAACUAUGAUGAACUAGUUGAGGUAGCAUCCAAGAAGAAGACCAUGGCUGAUGAAGCAGGAGCACUUUUGCAGGCAAAGCUAAAACAGGCUGCUUCAUCUUCAUGACAAGAGGGACAAAGCAUGUUUAUGGUUUCCUUUCCUGGUCCCUUCUUAUCUUCUUUAUUGCUAAGUUGCUCAUAGCUGGAGCUCGGGUUUUUGGUUUUUCUUUGUAUUUUUGGUUAGGCAGAAGUACAAACUCUUUCUUACACUUGACAAGUAAAAUUUAUUGGUGCGGUCUGUUGAGCUUUACAACAUCGAGUUUCAACACAAGUAAAUCUCAUGCUUGCCAAAACUUUUGCUGCUUGGAA
Messenger RNA from Nymphaea colorata (pocket water lily), 1455 nucleotides. RefSeq names its product prefoldin subunit 5. Gene Ontology annotation, cellular component: cytoplasm; prefoldin complex. Gene Ontology annotation, biological process: protein folding; regulation of DNA-templated transcription. NCBI's taxonomy places the organism in Eukaryota, Viridiplantae, Streptophyta, Magnoliopsida, Nymphaeales, Nymphaeaceae. The record is from RefSeq and is a predicted model, not a curated record. The transcript has 4 exons. The coding region runs from base 743 to 1213 and encodes 156 amino acids.